CUUUGAAUUUGUUUGUUAAAAAAAACAGAAACAGGGCUCCCAGUUGUGACUCAUCCCCAUGAGUUGCCAGCAUGCAGCUCGUUCUGGUCGACUUGUUCGGUUUCGUGUGAAGACACCAGGAGCCUCAAUAGCAGGUUUUACACCCCGUUCCAAGUGGCAUCGGGUUGGAGAUCAAGCGGUCCGGGCCUCGUAAAGAACCAUAUGUUAAGUUAGGGACACCAAAAGAAGGAUGCUAAGGGGCCUCAAAAAGAUCCAUGCCUCAACUGUCCGUGGCAAUAAGAUCACUUCUGCCAGGAAACAUUCUGCGCUGUCCGUGGCUGAACUUGUUCAGCUUUGUGUUCCGGAGUUUUCAGCAUCAAGACCAGUCAGCAAUACCUGUUGCUGGAAUUUUGAAGACCAUGGGUUGUGGAGCAAGCGCCAAGGUGGCCAAUGACGAAUUCCAUGACAUUAUGAGCAACUUUGUUUCGGAGGACGGAAAGACGCAGUGGGAGGAUUUGAAGAAGUAUUCGUCUUUCCGUCAGCGCGAGGUGGACGUGCCCGUCGGGGUUCCCAUAGCACCCACCUAUCACGACCACCAGUUGCACAUACAGAAUCUGACGAGGACCUUGAACGCCAUUCGCAGGCGGCCCCAGAAGCUGUUGAAGGCCGUGGAACAGAAGCGCUUGAAAUCCUUCGGCGAGGCGCCGCGCCCACCAUGUGGCCCACGAGUACGAUUGGAGGAGGUUGAGCUGCAGGAAGUGGUUCGAGCUGGAAUCCGAGGCAUUCACCGCUCGAGGAAGAAGCCGGAGAUGGUCUCGUCUCGUGCCGCUGAGGAUGAGGCACUAGGUCUCGUCUAAUACCGAGCCGUUUUUCAUGCAAGCCUGGCUUCUGCAGGCUUCUGCAGUAUAGCUUUACUACAGCAGACAUAUAGAUGCAUUUCAACAUCAACAACACACAGAAAAAUUCAGCGGCUGGAGCUCCAAAACUGCUCUUUGACGGAUCCUUUCAAGGCAUUCACUCACCUUCCGACUGAUGGUUUGCGGCGAAACACGCCCGCGCCGUAGCCUGGUCCUUCCAAGCUUCCGGCAUCAAGCAAGCUCGGCUUGCCCCUCGCGUCGUCUGGUAAGCCGAUGGUGUUGGCUUGAAAGAGAACCUUUUGGCCCCCGGAAAACGGU
Molecule: messenger RNA, 1154 nt
Organism: Durusdinium trenchii
Lineage: Eukaryota; Dinophyceae; Suessiales; Symbiodiniaceae
Source: the annotation of a GenBank genome assembly